This is a messenger RNA of Sclerotinia trifoliorum, 2021 nucleotides long. The record is from the annotation of a GenBank genome assembly. Lineage: Eukaryota; Fungi; Ascomycota; Leotiomycetes; Helotiales; Sclerotiniaceae.
UUUGUCAUUUUCUCCCGAAUGUAUUCUGUAUCACACUCUCAUCAGCAAAAUUCAUCUCGGUCAACCAACUCUUCCAACUCAGGUCCACGUUUAUAGAACUUCUAGACUUCUAGAUGAUUCCUUUUCCCUCUCAAUAACUUUAAAUUCCCAUCCCAGUGGCAUCCACCAACAAGACCCAACAAGUUUAUGACAUCGAGCCAAGUCGUUUGAUAUUUACCCCACCAAGCCAAAACUAAUGGGAAAUCCAAGUUUCCGAUCGGCCCGAAGCACUUCAAUCCCAUCAUCCAAACUAUACAUUGAAAACCCUAUUAACUCAGGCACUCAGGCACUCAUAGCUAAGCUUGGAUCACCUAAAGUUAUCACUACUCAGUGAUCACAUGACAUGGAAUUAUUCGAGAAUUCCUUCAUCACAGCCUCAUCUUGAAGAACAACGUCAAUCAUAAAAUUGUCAAAUCGUAAAUCUUCCACCACGAUCGCAUCAAUAAAACGCGACACGUUUCUUUCUACCUAACGAGAAAUCAAGAGACCCAUCAAAAGGGAUCGCAACGAUCACGACAAAAGUUCCAUUAGAAUUCGUAAUUUUCUGUUUAGGUUUUGGUAUAACCAGUGCGUUUUGAAAGCGCAAAGGUACGUCUAAACACUUAUCAAGAGAUAUAUACGUACAGCAAUUCAUCAUGUCCUAUCCGCCACCACCAGGUCUUAAAUCUACUCCUUCGCCCCAUCCUUCCUUACCCGCUCGACCACCUCCAUCCGCGAAUCCACAAACAGGUUUCAAACCUGCCUUUAGCAACAAUGGUGCCUCGAGACCCCCUGCACCUGGAGGAUAUGGUGGCUUUACUGGGUUCGCUCCUAGAUCCGUAGCUGCUCCGGCACAACCAAGUUAUCAAGCUUAUCAACAACCUUCCGCUGCUUACCCGCAAGCUCAACCAUACAAUCCAUAUUCCAAUGCACCACAACAAGAAGCUGCAUAUGGAGCCGCACCCCAAAUUCGAAAUCCUUUUGCGCCACCGACAGCCGCUGCAGGACGUGGUAUAGGUGGAUAUGAUGAAGAUCCAGAGAUGGCAGCACAAAUAGCACAAUGGCAAAGCGCAUAUGCUGGAAAGGAUGCAAAUACGACUUCUACCUCUAAUAGUGGAUAUACUGGGGCUGUUCGAAAAUAUCCAACAACUGGAGAAGGUCUCACAUCAGCAUCAAAUGCAAAUGCGACACCAUUAGGUAGAACCGAGGCUGGACCAAAUAUGACUUCACAAGCAAUUACGAAUGCUGCUCACAAUGAUACUGGCGUUGCAUCAAUUGUAUCAGAUUCCAAGACCAAUCAAAAGACAGUUGUACGAACAGGUGGUGGUACACAAUGGACAGAUUCCUCUCUUCUUGAAUGGGAUCCUUCUCAUUUUCGCCUUUUCGUUGGUAAUCUUGCUGGUGAAGUUACUGAUGAAUCAUUACACAAGGCAUUUUCACGUUGGUCAUCUUUACAGAAAGCAAGAGUUAUUCGAGAUAAACGUACUACGAAAAGUAAAGGUUAUGGAUUUGUUAGUUUUAGUGAUGGAGAUGAUUUCUUUCAAGCUGCUAGGGAUAUGCAAGGCAAAUAUAUUGGAAGUCAUCCUGUUCUUUUAAGAAGAAGUACUACUGAGAUCAAGGCUGUUACACCAAAGGAUAACAAACAUGGAAAGAAUAAUAAGAAUAAGGGUAAAGGUGGUAAUAGGCAUGAUGGAGGACAAAGCAAUAGAGAUAAGACUGGAGCUGGUGUACAGAAGGCAGGAAGUAAAACCAAGGGUGGCUUGAAGGUUUUAGGAUAGUGGUAAUAGCAAGAUUUGAUAUCAGGUUUUCAGAGGUUAUGGGAAGAAAGGACGGGGGAGGGAUUAGAAAUGUUGAAGAUUGUCGGCGCAUAUCAGAAACAUUUAUCGAGGUCUUGUUCUGAAUUUAUUGAUGAUAAACUUUGGUUCCGGCUGGCCAAUGAGGUACAUCUCUACGAUAAUAUGGAUGACUUGAAUUUUACCUAGAGCUUCUAUUCUUUACUUGAU